GGUAGGAUCCGCGUGGGAGAGGCUUAGUGGGCGGAACCAAUCAGCUGGCCGCGACAGCGUGGUGAAGCACAGCACAGCCCUUCUCGACCGAAACUUGCACAAACUGCAAAUGGAAGAUGGCGUUGUUAUUAGGGAGCGAGCGUACGUGGAGGUGGGGAAACUGGUGAACGAGGAACGGACGGCGAUUGCGGUGGUGCAAUGAGUAACGCGCGGCUCCUGCCUUGGGGUGCACCGAUUCCGGGGUGUGCGGGUGGUGAGUGCGAAGGAACGAGCGAAAAGUGUCGAACGAAGGCGAAGGGAGGGAGCAAACGAGGGAGGGAGGGAGGAAGCACGAGUGAAUGGGGGCUGGGAAGGAGAAGAAGUAUCCAGCGCUGGGAGCGGAAGGGUUUCGUUGAAGAAUGUGGCAGGGGCAGAAUUAAAGGGGCAGAUGCGGCGGACGCUGCCAAGCGCCAGCGAUAGGCGCUUAUUGGCUGCCGCAGAAGGGUGGGCUCCAAGG
This is a messenger RNA of Westerdykella ornata, 496 nucleotides long. RefSeq lists its product as uncharacterized. The transcript has a single exon. Bases 199 to 459 code for a protein of 86 amino acids. The record is from RefSeq and is a predicted model, not a curated record. NCBI's taxonomy places the organism in Eukaryota, Fungi, Ascomycota, Dothideomycetes, Pleosporales, Sporormiaceae.